ACUAUUUAGUUACGUUCCAAAUCUAACGGAGAUAUGAUAUGAUAUGUAAUUCAUCAGCGUUGUACAUAAAAAUUUUUAAAAUGCAUAAUGUUGAUGUACAUUUAGACGCGUGUUAUCGAGAUACGAAUUACCCGUGCCGGGAAACGAGGAUUCUUGGUAGCACGUACAAACAAUGUGAGACAAUAAUGUAGAGGAAACGUCUUGUUACAUAUGUAUGUAAACAUUACGCAAUAAGCGGUUUCCAGGGGAAACGUAUCUGACGGGACACCGCGUUAGUUGCAAAUUGAGUCGUGUUCGUGAUAUUACAGUUUGGGACGACGAUCCAGGUUUCGUUGCGAGUGUUAUUGGAUCUUUGAGUGCGCAAACAGUGACCGUGUCUUAUCACGGCUGGAGAUUUUGCUCGUGAAAUGUCAAAAUGGCGUCUUCACAGGACGCUUGGUAUCUAUCGCUGUUAGGACUAGCAGAAAACUUUCGAACCUCGAGUCCACCGAACAUUAAGUCGUGCAUACAGUGUUUGCAAGCGGUUUUCAAUUUUAAGCCGCCUCCAAGGGUCGAGGCACGCACCCACCUUCAACUUGGUAACAUCCUACUUACGCAUACGAAAAACAUCGAUUUGGCGCGAUCUCAUUUGGAGCAAGCGUGGCGAUUGAGUCAGAAUAUAAAUACUUUUGAUGAUGUUAAAUUUGAAGCAGCAAGUGUGGUUGCAGAAUUGUACGAACAACAACAGCAAUCAAAUCUUAGUAAACCUAUAUUACGGAAAGCCAUAGAACUUUCACAACACAAUGUAUAUUGGCAUUGUAGACUUAUUUUCCAGCUUGCACAAAUACAUGCGUCCGAAAAAGAUUUUGUUGCAGCUAGUAGUUUACUUGCAGUAGGUGUUGAUUAUUCCCAUAUCAGCAAUGCAAGUUAUACAAGAGUUCUAUUCUUACUGAGCCGAUGUAUGCUUUUAUUGAUAGAUAAAAAAUUUACUGAAGUUCAUCCUCUUUUAAAUACAGCUGGGCAUCAUGUUGAAAAUUGGCAGGGUAGUCCACAUCAAAAAGAAUAUUUAAAAGUAUAUUUUUUGGUACUUCAAGUCUGUCAUUAUUUAAUGGCGGGACAAGUUAAAAGUGUGAAACCUUGUUUAAAACAAUUGCAACAAAGUAUACAGACUAUAAUGUCUCCCAGCUGGCCAGCAGACGAAGUAGUUACAGGUUCUAAUAUCGGAGAUAUGUUUAUAUGGAUGCCAAAGGAUCAUUUAUAUGUGUUGGUUUAUUUAGUAACAGUUAUGCAUUCAAUGCAAGCUGGUUAUAUGGACAAAGCUCAGAAAUAUACAGACAAAGCAUUAACUCAAAUUGAAAAACUCAAAAUUGUUGACAACAAGCCCAUACUUUCUGUUUUUCAAUUAAUGUUGUUGGAACAUAUAGUAAUGUGUCGAUUAGUGAUGGGAAAUAAAAGUGUAGCUCUUGCAGAAAUUUCUCAAGCCUGCCAGCUUUGUAGGAGGCAGCCAAGGUUACUUCAAGGUCAUAAACCACAAUUACAUGCUUUAUUGGGAUUAUAUGCAAUGUCAAUGAAUUGUAUGGAUGCUGCGGAAGCACAGUUCACAGCUGCUUUGAGAACAUCGCAAGAAAGGGAAUUGUGGACUUUCGCAAAUUUAAACUUGGCAAUAGUAUAUCUUAGGACAAAAAGAGAUGCAGAUUUAGGUGCUUUAUUGGAACGAAUAAAUCCUGAAUCUUUACCAUCUCAUUCGCAUUCUUUAAGAGCGGCGGCAUAUUAUGUUCAGGGUCUUCAAGCGUUUUUUGGAGCGAGAUACAACGAAGCAAAGAGAUACCUCCGAGAAACAUUGAAAAUGGCAAAUUCUGAGGAUUUAAACAGACUAACGUCGUGUAGUCUUGUACUUCUUGGACACAUAUUUCUUUCUUUGGGCAAUAGUAGAGAAUCUAUGAACAUGGUCACACCUGCGAUGCAGUUAGCUUCUAAGAUACCUGAUGUACAUGUACAAUUAUGGGCUACUGCUAUACUUAAAGAUUUAUACAGACUUUGUGGAGAUCCAAAUCGUGAAAGUGAAGCAUAUCAAAUGCAUUGUACGUUCUCACAAACGCUCUUGAAGGAUCAUUUUCAAAGUACACAGAUGGGUGAACAUACUCUUAUACAAUGGACUGAUGGACCUGUGCCUGCUUUGCCGAGUAAUCCACCACCUUCGACGUCACAAGCAAUUCUUUAAUAAUAUCCAAACAUUCGAUAGCUUGUAUGUUCGAAGUGUAUAAAAUAGUUGGCGGAGCAGUAUGUUAGAUUUGUAUAAUUUUGUUAUCAAAUUAUAGACUAAUUGAUAAAAUGUGAGGUAACGACAGAAAC
Frieseomelitta varia is the source of this 2331-nucleotide messenger RNA. It is a transcript of the gene Mau2, whose product is annotated as MAU2 chromatid cohesion factor homolog. Gene Ontology annotation, molecular function: protein binding; double-stranded DNA binding. Bases 416 to 2200 code for a protein of 594 amino acids. Gene Ontology annotation, cellular component: SMC loading complex; chromatin. Gene Ontology annotation, biological process: mitotic sister chromatid cohesion; maintenance of mitotic sister chromatid cohesion. The record is from RefSeq and is a predicted model, not a curated record. The transcript has 8 exons. Lineage: Eukaryota; Metazoa; Arthropoda; Insecta; Hymenoptera; Apidae.